AUGUCGCGCACCACAAGAUCAGCGGCGGCGAGCUCCUCCACCCAAAAAGAGGACUCAAACAUGGAGAUGAUGUCUCCAGAAGGCUCCUCAAGCUCUCCAUCAGCCCCCAACACCCCGGCCAACCCAUUCAGCACAGAUCGAAAAAAGGCGACGCAUUUGAGAUGUGAACGGCAGCGGCGGGAGGCUAUUAAUAGUGGCUACAACGAGUUGAAGGAUCUGAUUCCGCAGACGACGACGUCGUUGGGAUGUAAAACGACGAAUGCGGCGAUUUUGUUCAGAGCCUGCGACUUCAUGGGCCAACUAAAAACCGACAUCUCCGACGCCGACAAACAGCUACAAAUACUAAACGCCCAGGCGUCGGCUUUGGAGAUGAUUGCUUCGGAAUACGAACAAAUGGCGUCGUCGGUUCCCGACUCUGGCCAAUCCACGAUUCAAGUGAAGAUGUUGCAACUCUUAUUGGACGAUUGUUUCUCUACAUUCUCAAAUCAAGUCGAUUUUACCACAUAUGCCACUAUUACACGGACCCUUUUGUCUUGGGUGGAGAGUUUGGCGCCAAACGCGGAACCAUUCAAAUCCACGGCUGGCAAAAUGGUCACCAUGCCUUUUACAUCGCCAUAA
Caenorhabditis briggsae is the source of this 618-nucleotide messenger RNA. RefSeq names its product Protein CBR-MXL-2 (gene Cbr-mxl-2). Bases 1 to 618 code for a protein of 205 amino acids. The record is from RefSeq and is a predicted model, not a curated record. NCBI's taxonomy places the organism in Eukaryota, Metazoa, Nematoda, Chromadorea, Rhabditida, Rhabditidae. Gene Ontology annotation, molecular function: RNA polymerase II cis-regulatory region sequence-specific DNA binding; DNA-binding transcription factor activity, RNA polymerase II-specific; protein dimerization activity. The transcript is spliced from 3 exons. Gene Ontology annotation, biological process: regulation of transcription by RNA polymerase II. Gene Ontology annotation, cellular component: nucleus.